GAGAGACGAGCAGAGAGAGACGCGGGGAGACCGAGAGAGGCGGGGAGCGAAGGAGAGACGGUGGAAGAGACGGGGAGACGGGGCCGGGGAGCCGGGAGAGUCGAAAGAGUCGCGCCGCGGAGCGAGGCUCUGCGGAGUCCGAGGAGCAGGGUCGGAUGUCAGGCGAGUGUCGUGAGGAUGCGGACGAAGCCGAGCCACCUUUACCUCUACCUGCCUGCGGUGUCGUGUCUACUCGUGGUGAUGGGGCUGCCCCCGGCACUGCCCCUCCCUGCCCCUUGUGCCCAGCACGAGUACCGGGACCACCAUGGGACCUGCGCCACCUGCCCACGCUGCCCCCCCGGGCAGGAGCUUGACCAGGAGUGCGGCGCGGGACGCGGAGGGCCGGGCCUCGCCUGCCGGCCAUGCCCCCAGGGCACUUUCUCGGCGGCGGCGGCGGCGGAGGGCACGGCACCGUGCGUGCCCCACGUGGCCUGCGCAGGACGCCUCUCGCGGAGCGAGCGCAAGCGCGGGUCCGCGGUGGCCGACAGCGAGUGCGGCCCGUGCCUACCCGGGUUCUUCAGUCCUGGGGAGGCAGGAGACACGAGCCCCACAGUCCCGUGCUCACCCUGCAGCGCCGCCCCCACCGGAACGGCUGCGUGUAACGGAGGGACCACGACAUCACCAACAAUAAUCACUGCCCCAUCGACAGAGACGGUCGCACGGACGGGGGCUCGCGGGGGGAUGCGGCCAGGGCUCCAGGACGACCCCGAGGAGGCACCACGCAAGGCCAGUGGGGAACGGCAACAGCAGACUCAUGGUGAUGAUCGUCAUCAUCAUGACCAUCAUCAUGACCAGCAGCAGCAGCAGCAAGAGGAAGAUGACACGACCGGCGGGUCAGCCAGCACAGUGGGCACCGAGUCCCCGGCCCCACGGGCCCCGGGCCCCGACGUCCGCGCGGCCACGGCGACCCCGCGGGCCUUCCCGACCCCCGAGACGUCGGGGAGCGUCGCGGUGGUGGAGGGGAGCCCGCGACCCCUGCCGGACUUCGGCUUCUUCGUGCUGGUGCCGGUGUUUGGGCUCACGGGGCUGCUCGGGGUCCUCGUGUGCCACACGCUCAAGGCGCGCAGGGCCCGCGGCGCCACGGAGAGCGUAGGCGGCGGUGGAGGCGGAGGAGGAGGCGGAGGUGGCUCGGGGCUCGCGGGCGCCGACUGUAAGGAAGGUGCGAGCUUGCUUCUGCCGACUGCCCAGUACUACGCGGGGAACGAGGACACGAUUGGGCAGCUGGUGAAAUACUUUCUGCACAAGAACGGAAACGUGGAGGCUCUGCAAGCCUUGGCCAUGGAAAGUGGGCGACUGGAGACUACGGACAGCAUGGCGAGCGGCUUCUGCUCACCGGCCGAGACUCCGCAGCACUGCCAGCUGCCCCGCGUGCACUCUCCCCCUCCGCAUCAUCACCACCAGCAGCAGCAGCAGCAGCGGGCGCCUCCCCCGGGCUGGCUGCAGGCGCCAGCCCCGGGGUGGCUGCACGCCCACACGGUGCACGCCUCCCACUCGCGCUGCGCCUGCACGCGCUGCCGCCACGCGCUCUGGGCCGAGCUGCCCUGGACCCCCUGCCCCCCAAUCGGUGGGGGCGCUCGCCCCGCGAGGGCGACGCCCAGCCGCCAGGGGCGCCCUGCAGACGCGGCGAGUCAGGCCAUCGGCAGGUUCCGCGUGAGCCAGAUCCCCGAGCAGAGGGAGUGGGGCAGCGCGGCCGAGGAGAAGAAUCUCCUGGAGAUGAGCGACAGUGACGGCGACGACUCGGCCAGCGGCCACAUGGCUCUCGACAAUCCCGGGGGGCCCGGGGCCCCCCAAUCCCACCACCCGCUCCCCCGGGCGCAGACCGACACUAAGCUUUGUUUGUUAGCGUGAGUUGUGGGGGGCUAGAGCCCCCCCCCCUUCCCCCAACCAACCACAACCCACGAAACUCGGCUAACUAUAACAACAGCCAAUUCCUAGCCGCAUGAAGUAUUAUCGUGGUGCAGGAGGGAAUCGCUGCUGUUACUGCGUCCGUCGCUACACCCCCACUGCCAGCCCCCCUCCCCCCACUGCCCCAGUAUAACAUUGGGCGAGCGUGUGCAUUAGACCUCUUGUUCAUCCGCAUCGGCUUUAAUAACAGAGGGCACAUUUCAGACUCGGGGACGAGUGGUUGGCGGUGCCCCCCGCGGUUGAGCCGGCUCCUCCGGUGCGGCGAGUCGAUGGCCCGGAGGCCGCCCGUCGGUGGGACGGCGCGGGUCGACGGCGGCACGCCGCACGACCACCGCGUGGCCGAGCGGAAGCUCUUCACAACGGUUCCUAUUCCUCCGCCGCCGUGUUUCUGCGGAGGGCACAACGGCAGCGAGCGUGAGUCUGUGCGCGAGCGAGCGAGCGAGUGGGAGCGUGAGAGCGUGCUCGGUGGUUAGCGCACUGCGCAAUGAACCCCGGCGGCCCGAGUUCAAUUCCCACUCGCGGCCAAUAACGGUGGCAGAUAAUUUUAACCUUCUCCUAGGUCGACACAGCUUUAACUGAGUAACCUGGUGCAGUGUGUAAACCUUAGUAUUGGGGAGACAAAGACGGCCGGGUGUGGUGCUGGCCACCCACUCAACCUCGUGUGCAGUGCCG
Messenger RNA from Petromyzon marinus (sea lamprey), 2616 nucleotides. Its product is annotated as tumor necrosis factor receptor superfamily member 19L-like. Gene Ontology annotation, biological process: apoptotic process. The record is from RefSeq and is a predicted model, not a curated record. NCBI's taxonomy places the organism in Eukaryota, Metazoa, Chordata, Hyperoartia, Petromyzontiformes, Petromyzontidae.